AUUAGCAAUCUUUGUGUUGAUGACAUUGAUAAAUAAUUGAAAUAUUUAUUUAAAAAUUUCAUAAACUUCUGUUGUCAAAAGUCAGCACACUGCUACUUCAGUUGGUCACUUUAGAACGCAUUCUGAAGAAUACAUCAUUAUGGCGCCGCCCACGAUGAAUAAGUGUUUGUUUGUUGCUUGCCUUUCAUCUCCGAAUGAAAGCAGGGAGCAGCAACACGUUAUUGUGCGCAAGCAGCUGAUAAAGAGCAAAAUGUGCCACGAAGUAGGCUUGGUUAACGUUCCUCAUGACUUGAGGUUUACAAGUUUCGACAAUUUGCUUGUUUGUGCCGAUGACCUCGAGAAACACGAUCCCAUAGUAGAAUCAGUAUUGAAGCGCGUUGAAAAUCUUGCCAGAAGUGUGGACAACAGCCCUCUCACAAUCCACUUUCAAGGGCGUCAAGUUGCUGUUGAGACUUAUAUUUCGCGUUUUCAGUGGGAUGACGGUCGCUUUCCUAGGUAUAUAACAUUAGCAGAGAAUUUGCAAACACUUGCUGAUCUUGUGAAGAAGAUGGAUGAUGAUGUAUCUGCGAAAGCCAGUGCAUACGCUGAUCUUAACAACCGUCGCCAGUCAAUGAGGAACGACGCCGAGAGCACUUAUCUAUACCGCGAUUUGACUUAUGUAAUAACUCCGGAUGUUGUUGACGAUCCUAUGGAUUAUCUGGAUACAGAGCACUUAACUACCAUGGUUGUGUUCGUGCCUAACGGCAUGGAAGAUGAGUGGCUGAACAAGUACACAACUUUGUGCGACAAAGUGGUUCCUACUAGUGCUAAACAGAUUAAUGUUAAGUGCUCCGGGCACACACUGUGGCGCACUUUAAUAUUUAAGUCAGAGGUAGACAAGUUUAUAGAAGGGUGCAAGGGUUACAACUGGGUGGCAAAACAAUUCGUCUAUUCAGAAGAGCGCUACCGUGCUAUUAUAGAUGAGAGCACGAAGUUGGAAACUGAAUCGCACCGUCAGGAAGCUUUCUUGUCACGUAUAUAUCGUGUAGCCUUCUCUGACGUGUUCACCUGCUGGAUGCAUCUAAAGGCUAUGCGUGCUUUUUGCGAGGCUGCUUUAAAGUUCGGGUUACCAAUUAACUUCAACUGUUUCUCAAUCUGGCCUACUGAUCGUGCGGAUAUAAAUGCUUUGAAGCAGUCGCUUGAUCAAUUGUUACGCCGUACUCCUACAACGACAUCGCAUCACCAUGAUCACCAUGACUUAGAGAUGGAGAAGGAAUACGAUUCCUUUAUUAGUUUCAGUUUUAACGUGGUUGGCUGUUAAUAGCCCCAGUCUAUGCUUUGUGUGUCGCUGAAAUCGCGCGUACGUUAUCACAACAGCGCUAUAGGUCGCCAGGCGAAAAUUGUAUUCUGACCUGUUACUUUUUCAAAUA
Messenger RNA from Babesia bovis T2Bo, 1409 nucleotides. Its product is annotated as vacuolar ATPase subunit C family protein. Gene Ontology annotation, molecular function: proton-transporting ATPase activity, rotational mechanism. Gene Ontology annotation, cellular component: vacuolar proton-transporting V-type ATPase, V1 domain. The record is from RefSeq and is a predicted model, not a curated record. Gene Ontology annotation, biological process: proton transmembrane transport. Bases 140 to 1300 code for a protein of 386 amino acids. The transcript has 2 exons. NCBI's taxonomy places the organism in Eukaryota, Apicomplexa, Aconoidasida, Piroplasmida, Babesiidae.